AAUGUACAUACAUAUAUACAUAUAUAUAUUUUCUACUUAUCGUAAAGCAACAUGGAAAACCAGGAUAAUUUCCUGGCAACGAAUUUUUACUUUCUGGGAACCUUGGGCAUGCUCCUUACCGUGAUUAUUCUAGCGGUGCCCGUGCUGCGACACAAACUCCGCAUACAGCUGGCGAAAUUCCAUUGCAAAUCCAUAAACUACACGCCGAUAACUUAUUUGAAGGAUGACAUUUUGACGCACGUCUCGCGACGACGCCUCCGACUGGUGCGGCGCAAGACGCUCAUCCUGGACAUGGACGAGACCCUGAUAGCGUCCGUGAUACUCUACCAGGCGAAAGCGGCCGCUGCUUGCCAUCGCAAGUACAAGGCGAAGUCCAUCCUGGUGGGCACGCUUCCAUACGACUUUAGCUUCUAUCUGCCCCUGUCCGGGGCCAGCGUCUAUGUCUAUAAGCGGCCGCAUGUGGACUUCUUUCUGGAUCGUGUCUCCAAGUGGUACAAUCUGGUGGUCUUCACCGCCGCCACGGAGAUGUAUGCCUCGCGGGUCUUGGACUUUCUGGACGCGGGUCGGAAUAUAUUGAAUCGGCGAAUGUAUCGCCAGGAUUGCAUCAAUAUCUGCGGCAUUCGGGCCAAGUUUGUGUCCAUAGCGCACAGCGAUUUGUCCAAUGUCCUGCUGCUGGACGAUUGCCACAUGGAGAACAGCUUCAAUGUGGGCAAUGCCGUCCACAUCAAGAGCUAUCGCAUCGGCACCAAGGACGACGAGCUGCUCUGCAUGCUGCCCUUUCUGGACGCCCUGCGUUUCACCCAGGAUGUGCGCUCAAUCCUCGGACGCUGCACCCGCUACGAUUGCCUCACAACCUGCCUGGCCACCCAAAUCUGUUUAUCCAAAACCGCGGACUCGGAGGAUGUCAAGUGUCUAUAACCCGGGCUAACCGAUCUACUUUAAUGGGCACAUACACAAACAUUUUAUCUAUGUCAA
Drosophila novamexicana is the source of this 975-nucleotide messenger RNA. RefSeq names its product CTD nuclear envelope phosphatase 1 homolog. Gene Ontology annotation, molecular function: protein serine/threonine phosphatase activity. Lineage: Eukaryota; Metazoa; Arthropoda; Insecta; Diptera; Drosophilidae. The coding region runs from base 52 to 918 and encodes 288 amino acids. The transcript has 2 exons. The record is from RefSeq and is a predicted model, not a curated record.